AUGAAGGAGAAGGCAGUGGAGGUCGAGGUCGGGGCAGUGCGACAUUCGGACGUGGACGCAGAGGGCGUGGCGGUGGUGUUGCGGGUAGCGGCCUUGGCAGGGAAGGGAGCGGAGUACCCCUCGGUGGGGAUGCUGGAGAGCAUGGGGGUGCCGGACCUGAAUGGUCCGGCCUUGGAGGCGGAGGGGGAGGAGUGCCACACAGUGGGGAUUCUGCAGCGCAGGGGGGUGCCGAACCUGAAUGGUCCGGCCUUGGAGGCGGAGGGGGAGGAGUGCCACUGGGUGGAGCACCAGGAGGGCAGGGAGGAGUGGGAGCAGAGAGGUCUGGCAUUGGAGGCGGAGGGAGAGGGGUGCCCCUUGGUGGGGCACCAGGUGGGCAAGGAGGUGUGGGAGCUGGGUGGUCUGGCAUUGGAGGCGGAGGGAGAGGGGUGCCCCUUGGUGGGGCACCAGGAGGGCAGGGAGGUGUGGGAGCUGGGUGGUCUGGCCUUGGAGGCGGAGGGAGAGGGGUGCCCCUUGGUGGGGCACCAGGUGGGCAAGGAGGUGUGGGAGCUGGGUGGUCUGGCAUUGGAGGCGGAGGGAGAGGGGUGCCCCUUGGUGGGGCACCAGGAGGGCAGGGAGGUGUGGGAGCUGGGUGGUCAGGCCUUGGAGGCGGAGGGAGAGCGGUGCCCCUUGGUGGGGCACCAGGUGGGCAGGGAGGUGUGGGAGCUGGGUGGUCUGGCAUUGGAGGCGGAGGGAGAGCGGUGCCCCUUGGUGGGGCACCAGGUGGGCAGGGAGGUGUGGGAGCUGGGUGGUCUGGCAUUGGAGGCGGAGGGAGAGCGGUGCCCCUUGGUGGGGCACCAGGUGGGCAGGGAGGUGUGGGAGCUGGGUGGUCUGGCAUUGGAGGCGGAGGGAGAGCGGUGCCCCUUGGUGGGGCACCAGGUGGGCAGGGAGGUGUGGGAGCUGGGUGGUCUGGCAUUGGAGGCGGAGGGAGAGCGGUGCCCCUUGGUGGGGCACCAGGAGGGCAGGGAGGUGUGGGAGCAGAGAGGUCUGGCAUUGGAGGCGGAGGGAGAGCGGUGCCCCUUGGUGGGGAUGCUGGAGGGCAGGGAGGUGUGGGAGCUGGGUGUUCUGGUAUUGGAGGCGGAGGGAGAGGGGUGCCCCUUGGUGGGGCACCAGGAGGGCAGGGAGGUGUGGGAGCUGGGUGUUCUGGUAUUGGAGGCGGAGGGAGAGGGGUGCCCCUUGGUGGGGCACCAGGAGGGCAGGGAGGUGUGGGAGCAGAGAGGUCUGGCAUUGGAGGCGGAGGGAGAGCGGUGCCCCUUGGUGCCGCACCAGGAGGGCAGGGAGGUGUGGGAGCUGGGUGGUUCGGUAUUGGGGGUGGGUAUGGAGGCGAGCCGCUGUUCGGGCCUGGAGCAAGAGACAGUGUCUAUGCUGCGAGUGGUGAGGUGGUUGGGUCUGGAUCCAGUCUCGGAACUGCAGGCGUCUUUUGGACAUGGUUCCCGGCCAGCAUCCAGUGGGGAAGAUGUGCGGCGUGCGACAGUGUUCGGUUCUCAAGAGUCUGCACCAUCCACCGGCACGGGUUUCGGUGGCACAGCACUCACCACUGUAGGUACCCCGUGUGCACCGGCCUUCGAUGUCAACUCGGUUCUGCGUCGUGCACGUGAGUGGUACCGGGCUGAGGACAUUGACACAGGGAGGAACACGCCCACUCAUGGAGUGCCAGAAGGUCAGUAUGCUGAACAAUUCCACCCUGCAUCGGCGCUCGCGCUGCCAUGGCCGGAUUGCGGGCAACGAGCAAAUGGUCCGGCUCAAGGGGUGGACGAGCCUGCCUUUGAGGAGGAUCCGGUCCCAGAGGAUGCCCAGGAGGAUGGCGAUGUGCCAAACGACGGUGAUGGUGAACCCGGCAUCCACGUGCGAACCGGGUUCUAUCGCAACAGGCGCGGAUCAUCCUAUCGCAUUGGGGGGAUCAUGCUGCUGCAUUGGGCUCGUCUAUUUGCGGUCACGCUGCGUUUUGGCAUCUACACAAGCAAUGCGACAGAGUCCAUCAACAGCGCUGUCCGGUCCAUUCGCAUGCUGCCACCAACAUGGCUUCUGGCAUCUCUGUGGGAUUGGUUCCGCGACAAGUGGUACGCCAGGCAGGAGAAUGCGCGACAACGGGAUGAGUAUCUCACUGUGGCUGCAGCCAAGCGUCUCGAUCAGAAGAGGCUGAGGUGCCAGGGGUACUGGUUCAUUGGCGGUAACAACACGGUGGGCACCAUCCAGACAAGGGGGGGCGAGAACGAAACCCAGUGGAGAAGCUUCAACGUGAACCUCGACGGCCGUACGUGCGAUUGUGGGAACUGGGAAGAGUACCAGUUCCCAUGUGCGCAUGCCGUGGCCAUGUGCAUUCUCAAGAAGCGGAGUGUGGAGCUCUUCGUGUCUGAAUACUAUACCACCCGCAACCUUCGCCAGACAUACAACCGGCAUGUGCUUGGUACAUGUGUGGACAGGCUGGUCAUGGAGGCUCCAAGGGCAACGGAGGGCGAUUGUGACGCGCCAGCUCUGAUCGAGACAAGGCUUGGAAGGUCUGAGAAUCACACCCGGUUUGAGGCCCCGCCACAUGCAUAUCGGUGCGGUAGAUGCCGACAGCAUGGGCAUAACCGGAAAAGGUGCAAGUUCAAGUACGGGGGGUACGGGCAAGCACAGGCUGAGGAGGCGCCUGCUGGCGAAGAUGAUGAUGAGGAUGAGGCUGCAGCUUCACAGGCAGCAGCACCCUAG
Molecule: messenger RNA, 2727 nt
Organism: Closterium sp. Naga37s-1
Lineage: Eukaryota; Viridiplantae; Streptophyta; Zygnematophyceae; Desmidiales; Closteriaceae
Source: the annotation of a GenBank genome assembly